CCUUCUCAUCCGUGCAAUGCACGCAAGCACCUCUCUGUCCUCUCUCCUGCACCCUAUCUUCCUAGCCUCGCACCUAGAACACCCGGAAACACGCCGGUUUCUUCUCGCCGUCCCUGCUUCGUGCUCUGCCUAGCAUCAGGUGGCUUUGCGUUGACGUGACGAGGGGCUGCCAUUUUGACGUGAUCGAUCAAGAAGCGGAGGAUAACAACCACGAUGGCACGACGAUGUGAAUCCGCCGCGGUGAUGGUAGCUUGCCUCAUCACCACAUUCCUCGCGGGCUUGCAUGGAGUCAACGCAUCGACUGGCGGGGAAACUAGCGGUUUCAUGGCUUUCGCGGAGGGGAUCGCAACUGCGGCUCGUGAUAAGAUCUUGGAGUGCUCCGGAGCGGAACCCGAUUCGCACUUGCCGCUGAUCGUACUCGGGGCCAUGGGAGCCGCGUUGGUGGCCUUCACGCUUUACCUCUCGCGCCUGUACUUCGACAGAGAUCCGUAUGUGUUCAACGGGGGCAAGUUGGGGAAGCUGGAAGCGCAGUCAAUUUACACCAACAAGAAGCACUGCUGAUGACGUAGUGCGUGCAAUUUGGGAGCCUGCUUCCGUUCGAUUGAAAUGAUGGUCCUGAUAGGUGUUGUGUUACUAGUUAUCCUUUGCGUCUUUGGGAUGUUGGUUUUCUUGAGGGACUUGACACUUGGCACCCAUCUUGCGCUGAGUGACCCAACUCUCGGUUGCGGGGAUCGUGUCUCUCGUUUGUAUUCGGAUGUUGCGCAAUAUGUAGGACACGGACAUGUAUAUUGAUGCCGUUUGCGCCAUUUCAGCCUCUAAAGAGGCGGCCCAAAAACGUAUCCCGCUCAAUGGGGUGCGAGAAUAUUGGUGCUGACUGACAACCGCGGUAUCAUGGUAAAUUUUUGUUGCUCUGUGGUGUCUUAUGUGUGGAUGACUGGGUUGGAACCAAGUGUGGAUGGAAACCACCAGGUCGAUUUUUCAGUUGCCGGACUAUCCGACCAAGCGUUGUACAACUGUCGUAUCCUACCUCACUGGUCGGCAGGAUAUUUCCGCUUUAGUAAGAAAUCUGGCUGAGGCGGCGGCUGAAUCAGGCGUUGCCCUGUUUUCGAUGCGAGUUGGGAUGUUGCUCGCUCGUGAACGACGAGGCGGCAAUAAGUUCGGUGGAUAUUGUGCUUUUGGUGCGUUUUGGGUGAGAGAAGGCAAACUGUGCUUGUGCUAUGCUCCUGUACCAGAGCAAGUGUGUUAGAAUGUCUUGCUGCGGCGUGAAAUUGAACGACUCUUUUCCAUCAAAGGGUGUGACUUUCCCCCCACUCCCAUGACACAAAACAAUCCUUUUCAUCAGUAGGGUUCAAUUGUGUGACCGUUUGCUGUGUGUGUUUUUUGGUCUGUGUGACCCCUGCUAACGCGUUCCAAAAACAUGCCGAUUGGUGUGUAACUGUCACGUCCAGAAAACACGGGACACACGUUGGGCACGGUGGCCGUGGGCGGUUUCACAUGGCCCCUACUGGUAGCUGGUUGUUUUGAGGGCGGCGGGUACUGUAGGCAUCCUUAGCACGACUUCGGCGGAACAACCUAUGAAUAGAGCAUCGCAACUGUCGUUUUCGUGCACGAGCUCUUCGAUUGCGUCGCAUGUGCGAGCGUCUUUGCUGCCACAUGAACUCCUUCGCACGCUCGUAUGAGUGACAUGGACGCAAAUGUGAGCGGGUACUUGGAUGACUUCGUUGCUGAGCGACGCAACGACCGUAGGCCCAUGUGACAUGAAAACCUCCUGAGCGAAUCGAACGACACUUGACGUCAAGGA
Molecule: messenger RNA, 1801 nt
Organism: Ectocarpus sp. CCAP 1310/34
Lineage: Eukaryota; Phaeophyceae; Ectocarpales; Ectocarpaceae
Source: the annotation of a GenBank genome assembly